GAAGAGUUACAGGGUGUGUUAAGUGGUGGUGCCCGUUAUUGGCCUGAGGACAGACUAAAUAGAUUUAAAUAGUGGAGUAUGGUGGUGUUUUUUUUUUGUGAGUGUUGGGUUAGAUGUUAGGGUAUUUAAGGAUGGAAGGAAUUAAAAGGAUAAAAGGUAAAAGGAUCCUUUUUUUAAAGGAUAAAAAAAAAAACAAAGCAAAGCAUAAGGGUGUUAUACUCCAGUCCAGUAGGUGGCGGUGAUGCAACAUAUAUUGGAUGCCAACCGCCGUUAAACCAAAUCGAAGAAGAACUAUCGCUUAUUAUCUUAUCAGUACAAACUUUAAGUGUGUGCAUCAUAUGUGUCAAAUUUUGGAACGCUCAACUCACCAUAGCCCCGCCUCCUCAGUUCCGGCAUUUUGGCUCCGGAAGUACCGUACUUUUUUUGGUUCACAGGAAAAGGAAAAAAAACUGCUGUUGGGAAACAAAACAGCAAAGUGAGUUUUAGUGACGAAUGUGAUCAUUUGUAGUUUUACUAUAGUAAUACGUAUCAUAAUAAUUUACGAGAUGUGAUUUAGUUUUGCAUCUUACUUUGCUUCUUGCGCAUUUGUAGCUAGCCAACAUGAGCUAGCUAACUCGCAACGACGCUAUGCUGUCGUUUAACGAAUGCCUGCCCCUAAAAGACACAAGUCUUUUCAGGAUCCUCAAGCGAAGAGAAGAAAGGAGGAUCAGAAUGAAGUCGCCAUGCCAUCCAACAAAACGACACCAGCCUCUGCAACGUCAAGCAACCCCCAAAGAGAAGCACCUUUGCGGAGAAGGAAUAAGAAAAAGCCCCCCGCAGAACUAAAAGAGGGAAAUAAACCUGCAGGGUCCAGCCGCCAUUCCUCCAAGACCAAAUCAACUCAAAAGGCCAGGACUAGGACCAAGUUCAAUCCACCUGUAAAGAACGCCAAGCUGCUGAAAGCCAUAAGUGCCCCCUCAAAGAAUCCCAACUCUAAAGGAACCCUAAAAAGACCAGCCAAGAUCUUCAAAACUGCUUCCACAGAGUCCGAUGAGGAGCUUAUCAGAACUCAUAAACCCCAUUGCAUCAGAAAAUACUCUAAUGGGGAUCGAGGUAAGCGUAAAGGGUCACAGUCUAACCUGAAUGAAGAAGUAUUGCUCUCAGACCCUGUGCAGAGGGAUCACAAUUAUGGUAUACCCUCUGCGUCUUAUGGUAGUCAUUCUGAAGUUGAGGAAAAUAAAAGGAAAAGAGUCAGAGAGUCCACCAGAGGCCCAGAGACCCAGAGAGAUGUGAAGAUGGAAUCUCAAAUGUCUUCAGAACCCUUACCUGAACAAUCUGGACAGAUGAAGCGGAGCAGUGAGACGCAUGAGGUGCAGGAUAAUUCCAUGACCACCCCAACAGAUGAAUUUAGUGAGAUUGUCAACACCAAGCCUGACAUAAAAAUGUCUCCUCCAGCAUCCCCUGAGAAAGCUUCAGACCCCAUCCAUAAGCAGAUGAACCAGAAUAAUUCCAUGACCACCCCAACAGAUGAAUUUAGUGAGAGUGUCAACACCAAGCCUGACAUAAAAAUGUCUCCUCCAGCAUCCCCUGAGAAAGCUUCAGACCCCAUCCAUAAGCAGAUGAACCAGAAUAAUUCCAUGACCACCCCAACAGAUGAAUUUAGUGAGAGUGUCAACACCAAGCCUGACAUAAAAAUGUCUCCUCCAGCAUCCCCUGAGAAAGCUUCAGACCCCAUCCAUAAGCAGAUGAACCAGAAUAAUUCCAUGACCACCCCAACAGAUGAAUUUAGUGAGAGUGUCAACACCAAGCCUGACAUAAAAAUGUCUCCUCCAGCAUCCCCUGAGAAAGCUUCAGACCCCAUCCAUAAGCAGAUGAACCAGAAUAAUUCAAUGACCACCCCAACAGAUGAAUUUAGUGAGAGUGUCAACACCAAGCCUGACAUAAAAAUGUCUCCUCCAGCAUCCCCUGAGAAAGCUUCAGACCCCAUCCAUAAGCAGGUGAACCAGAAUAAUUCCAUGACCACCCCAACAGAUGAAUUUAGUGAGAGUGUCAACACCAAGCCUGACUUAAAAAUGUCUCCUCCAGCAUCCCCAGAGAAAGCUUCAGACCCCAUCCAUAAGCAGGUGAACCAGAAUAAUUCCAUGACCACCCCAACAGAUGAAUUUAGUGAGAGUGUCAACACCAAGCCUGACUUAAAAAUGUCUCCUCCAGCAUCCCCUGAGAAAGCUUCAGACCCCAUCCAUAAGCAGGUGAACCAGAAUAAUUCCAUGACCACCCCAACAGAUGAAUUUAGUGAGAGUGUCAACACCAAGCCUGACUUACAAAUGUAUCCUCCAGCUUCCCCUGAGAAAGCUUCAGACCCCAUCCAUAAGCAGGUGAACCAGAGUAGAGUGAAACAUGAGGAGCAGAAUGAUUCCGUGACCAUCCCUACAUAUCAAGUUAGUGAGAGUGUAGCAAGCAAGAUGGAUGCAUAUAAAAAGUCUGCAGACCCCAUACCUGAACUACUAAAACAGAGCACUGAGACACAGGAUAUGCAGGAAAAUUCCAUGACCACCCAUACAGAUAAAGUUAAUGAACAUUUAGAGACUAAGGUCGGUGCAAAAAUAUUGUCUCCUCCAGCCAUCGGCUUAGUAGCAUAUAGUAGCAGUAGUGAUUCUGAAUGUGAAAGUGAGGGAAAUGACAGGACGGGAGUCACAGAGUCAAUAGAUGUGAAGAUGAAAACUCAAGCAUCUUCAGAGAAGGCUUCAGACCCUGUCCCUGAACAGGUGAAGGAGAGCAGUGAGACGAGGCAGAUGCAGGAGGAUCCCAUGACCACCCCUACAUAUGAAGUUACCGAGGAUUCCAUGACCACCCCUACAUAUGAAGUUACCGAGGAUUCCAUGACCACCCCUACAUAUGAAGUUACCGAGGAUUCCAUGACCACCCCUAGUGAGAGUGUAGACACCAAGCUUGAUGCAAAUAUAAAGCCUCCUCCAUCUAUAGAAGUAUAUUCAGAGGAGGCUUCAGACCCUGUCCCUGAACAGGUGAAUCCUGAACAGGUGAAUCAGAUAUACAUUGAAAUAGAGAAGGUGCAAGAAGAUUCCAUGACCACCCCAACAGAUGAAGUACGUGAACUUUUAGAUGGCACGCUUGAUGCAGAAAUAAUGUCCCUUCUACCUUUAGAAGCAUCCUCUGAGGAGACCCAUACAUUUGAAGUUAGUGAGAGUGUAGAGACCAAGUGUUCAGAACUUUCACCUGAACAUGUGACACAGAGCACUGAGAUGCAGGGAGAUUCCACGCCAACCCAUGCAGAUCAAGUAAGUGAGAGUGUAGACGCCAAGCUUGAUAUCGAAGUAAAUUCUGCUCCACCUGUAGAACUAUCCUCUGAGGAGACUUCAGACAUUGUCUCUGUCUCAGAACAGGUGCUGCAGAGCAGUGAGAGACAGGAAGUCCAGGAAGAUUCCAUGACCACCCCUACAGAUGAACUUAGGGAAAGUUUAGGAACAAAGUUGGGUGCUAAAAUAAAGUCUCCACCCUUAGAGGUGCUUUUCAGUGCUCUAAAGGAGUCCAGUCUUUGCAAACAUCCCCUGUCUCAUACGAUGCGCUCAAAUGUCAAAGAGUUUCUGGGAGUAGAGGAUUCUUUAGAAAUCACUAAAAAAGACUGUGACUUUGGUGUAACGGAGAGCAUUGAGUGUACUUUAGACCUGGAGACUCCGAUUAUUGUCGAGGAUAUGGAGAUCGGCCACUGUGUUGUGGAGGUGGUGGGAGAGAAUGGAGAUGAGGUGGAUAGUGAUCUGGAAAUCAUAGACAAUUCUGAGAGGCCAGAGAAGACACUUGAGCUAACCAAAGGGUCUGAAGAAGAGUGCAGUGUGGAUAAAAGUGAAGAUGGUAUUGAAAAGAAAGGCACAAGUUCCUCUAACCAAGACAGCACAAAUAGUGGGAAGAAGGAAGCUACUAAAAAAACACAGGGUAGCUUGGAAAAACCCAAGAAACAGCAGAUGAACCCUCAGGCCCGGACCAAAGCCCGACUAGCAGCGCUCGCUGAGCAAAAGGCAGCUGCCUCCAAAAAAGCGAGCAGGCAGCUCAACCUCCUGGCCCUAUGUGAAGAAAUAGCAGAUGAUAUCGCCACUGACACAAUGUUAAUAAAGACGAAGGAGGAGGAGGAGCAGGUUGUAACAGUUAAGGCUGAACCCAGCAAGGAGCCAGAAUGCACACCGCCUGUCACACAGGCUGAGACUGUUCCGAUACCUCCUACUCCUGCCCGGCCCGAGGAACCGUCUCCAGCAGUAGAACCCUCCACUGAGGAGCCUGCUCCAGCCAAGCCCCCAGCUCCAGAGCCACCUCAGAGGCGUUUCUUCAUCAGCCAAGUGACGGUACCCCUCAAAAUCCACGAGAAGAAGAAGCUUACCAGGUUCCAGAGGCUGCGGCAGGUGGAACUGCAGCGGGAGAAGAAUAUGUCCUGGACCAUGGUGAAGAAGCUCAAGUCCGAUCAGAAGAUGAUUCCAGAGACUGAGACUAAACCUUCCCCUCCAGCAGCAGCACCUGUCCAAUUGACCACCCCCCCACCCCCCUCAUCCAGUCCAGCAGCACCCACAGUAGCUGCACUCUCCCCAACCAGUCAAGAAGUGACCCCAAAAGUUGAGCCCCCAAAAGUUGAGCCCCCAAAAGUUGAGCCCCCCAAAGUGACCCCCAGUAAGGGACCCACCCUGAGAAAGAGGACGCUUCCAGCAGAACCCCCGCCGAUGCCCAACGGGCUGAAAGCUCAGAAGGCCAAGCCUGUGGUGGAGUAUAAGCCUUACAAAUCCAGGCCCAAGUACUCCUUUGAUGACUUUGAAUGUGAUGACGAGCCGAAACCCACAGUGCAGAAGGCAGCAGUGAGACCUACAGCUACUACUAUUCAGAGGGCAACAGUUAAACCUACAGCCGUUCAGAGGGCAGCAGUGAGACCGACACCUAGUACCAUUCAGAGGGCAGCAGUGACACUUACCACCAUUCAGAGGGCAGCAGUGACACUUACCACCAUUCAGAGGGCAGCAGUGAUACCUACCACCAUUCAGAGGGAAGCAGGGAGACCUACACCUACCACCAUUCAGAGGGCAGCAGGGAGACCUACACCUACCACCAUUCAGAGGGAAGCAGGGAGACCUACACCUACCACCAUUCAGAGGGCAGCAGGGAGACCUACACCUACCACCAUUCAGAGGGAAGCAGGGAGACCUACACCUACCACCAUUCAGAGGGAAGCAGGGAGACCUACACCUGCCACCAUUCAGAGGGAAGCAGGGAGACCUACACCUACCACCAUUCAGAGGGAAGCAGGGAGACCUACACCUACCACCAUUCAGAGGGAAGCAGGGAGACCUACACCUACCACCAUUCAGAGGGCAGCAGGGAGACCUACACCUACCACCAUUCAGAGGGAAGCAGGGAGACCUACACCUGCCACCAUUCAGAGGGAAGCAGGGAGACCUACACCUACCACCAUUCAGAGGGAAGCAGGGAGACCUACACCUACCACCAUUCAGAGGGAAGCAGGGAGAUCUACACCAGUGUCCGAAAAUGGCAAACAUGAAGACUCAAAACCUACCGUGCAGAAGCCAGAAAACAGGGGUCAGAAAACAGUAGGACCUACUGCCCUGAAAACAGUAGGACCUACCACGCCGAAAACAGGACAUAUCACACAGAAAACAGUAGGACCUACCGUGCAGAAUACAGUACCAACUGUACAGAAGGCCGUAGAGAUACCAACCCCUAUGUCCAAAAAUGGUAAACAUGAGGACUGCAAACUUACUGUACAGAAUGCAGUAGUACCUACCGUACGCAAGGCAGACAUGCCUAGACCCAGUGUACAGAAGGCAGCGGUGGUACCUAUAUCUUCCCCCAAAACGGAGCAGAAAGCAGAAGCACCACCUACGGCCAAAACUGGCGAAGAUGAGGAUUCCAUAGCACCAGUGUCCUCCCCUCCCUCUGAAGAGCCCCCAAGAGAUUCUGUUGACAAAGAGCAGUGUGAAGAAAAGCCUGCUGUUACUGAGAUUAAACCCGCAUCCCCAGAGGACAAGACAACAACAGAGAAUGCCGUUGACUCUGGGGUGGUUCAAUCAGCAGGUAAUAGCAGUCCCCUCUCUGACGAAUGUCUGCAGAAAGAAAUCAAGAAACUAAAGGAGACCGACAAAGACGGAAAUCAAGCCAUUAUUGAUGCAGGGCAGAAGCACUUUGGCCCAGUAACCUGCAGUGUGUGUGGGAUGCUGUAUUCCGCUGCCAACCCAGAGGAUGAAUCCCAGCAUUUGCUCUUCCACAACCAGUUCACCAGUGCUGUCAGAUAUGUGGGGUGGAAGAAGGAGAGGAUUUUGGGGGAGUACCCCGAUGGCAAGAUCAUUCUUGUCCUUCCAGAUGACCCCAAAUAUGCACUGAAGAAGGUUGAGGAGAUUAGAGAGAUGGUGGACAAUGACCUGGGCUUCCAGCAGGUUGAGACCAAGUGUCCCUCCCAGACUAAAACCUUCCUGUUUAUCUCCAAUGACAAGAAGGUAGCUGGUUGCCUUAUCGCUGAGCACAUUCAGGAGGGCUACAGGGUCAUUGAGGAAGCGGUGCCCGAGGGCUCAGAGGGAGAGAAGGUGAUGUUUGAGCGUCAGAGAGCCUGGUGCUGUUCCACCAACCCAGAGCCAGCCCUAUGUGGCAUCAGUCGCAUCUGGGUCUUCAGCAUGAUGAGACGGAGGGGCAUGGCCUCACGCAUGAUCGAGUGUCUCAGGAACAACUUCAUCUACGGCUCCUACUUGAGCAAGGAGGAGAUCGCUUUCUCCGACCCCACGCCCGACGGGAAGCUCUUUGCUACACACUACUGUGGCACCUCGCAGUUCCUGGUUUAUAACUUUGUCAGUGGAACUCGUUCAGACCAACCAAGUCCUAAUUUGGUGUAACCAAUCGCAUCAAGGUGGAUUUUUGUUGAGGCCCAGCGACUCCUCACCAACCAAUCUUGUCGUGGACAUCCUGUCACAAGCACAUUGUGGCUCUUUUAGACUGAACGUUUAGACUCAUCAAAGACUACUCUACUGACUCUUCUGAGGGGAAAUCUUGGUUUUUAAUCUCAGGUUGAAAACAACAAGGUGUUGUUUAAAAGAUUUAAAAUCUCCCUUUAAUCCCUGCAUAGUAUUUUGAGACAAAUAAUAUUUUUAUUUAUGUUUUUUAAAUAAGAAACAAGUUUUUAUUGGCAGUAUUAAAGAGAAAACAUGCAUUAAGCUUGACAUCAAUAGAAAACAGAGCAUUUCACAAUUCAUAGUUUUUGAAGAUCCACUUAAUUUUACUCAAACGGUUCUAAAACAAUGUUGUCCUGUUCUAAUAAUGCUUUUCAUUCAUGUUGAGCAUCUUAAAAACUGUUAGAAGUUGCUAAUAUUAAGAUGAGUUGUCAUGUGUACACAAGGGGUUGUUCUUACACACUUCCAUGUUCAUCAUCACUUUACUUUUAAUGAAGGGAUGCGUUGGCCACCUGACGUUCCAUUAUGUGAUACAGAGUACAUUAUUGUUAAGGUCACUCUCACAGAAUUUAUCAAAAUGUGGUGGUUUGAUUCUGUUGAGUGAAGUUUUCACUCACCAAUUUCUUCACUUCAUGAUUGUUCUCAGUCUUGUUGCCAUGUGUCCUAAUCAUGUCCAUUAUUAAAAUGGAGAGUCCUAUUUGGGAUAGUUAUACUCCUUAGGCAGUAAGUUGCAUGGACUAACAGGAAGAAAAACUGAGGUAAUAAUGGUUGGAUUUCUGUAUGGGGCAUUUUUCUGUAGUGCUUCUAGUCAAGGCUCUUUACCCAAGUUGCCUCAGAAAUAUAUCUAACUGCAGAAAUGUUAAAUGUGAGCUGUGAUAUAAGUGAAUUGGUAAAGGCAGUGAAGUGAGCAUUCGCUCGUUUCUGCCUGUGUAUGUUUGUGCCUGCCAUGAAUCAUAAAACUCAACCUGACUGUUAGAUUUCACUGACAGACUGAUCGUACUGUAGACUCCCUCAAAUAUUCUCAUCCAAACUGCCCUUAUUUGAAGGCCCCCCCCCUGAAAUCACAAUUUUUAAUAAUUGACCAUUUCUUCUAUUGGCAGGAAGUUUUAUUCACAUUUAGGACCUCAUUGAUAAGACAUUAAGAGUUAAAAGUAAAUCACGUAAUAUGAUUCAUAUAAAUGUCAUUGAAAGGGUUUAAAAGCUCAGGGUUAUUUGUUUUUUGAGGGAGUUGAAAACACCAUCCAUGUCAAAGGUGAUUAUCACAGCAAACCAAGGGACAGUUGCUCAGCCAUCAAAAAGGGUUGUGAGUCAUACAUUUUCUGGUAUCAAUGAUUUAUUCAUCACAUUGCCCUUCAUUUUGAAACAUUUUCUUUUAGAAAUAUUGUGGGUCAUGUAAGAAAACACAUUUGAUUUAUAAAGAGCUGUCAUGUAAAUAGUUAUUUAAAAAUAAACUAUCCUGCCCUGCUUUGGUUGAA
Oncorhynchus mykiss (rainbow trout) is the source of this 8401-nucleotide messenger RNA. RefSeq lists its product as uncharacterized. NCBI's taxonomy places the organism in Eukaryota, Metazoa, Chordata, Actinopteri, Salmoniformes, Salmonidae. The record is from RefSeq and is a predicted model, not a curated record. Gene Ontology annotation, cellular component: chromatin; nucleus. Gene Ontology annotation, biological process: mitotic sister chromatid cohesion. Gene Ontology annotation, molecular function: protein-lysine-acetyltransferase activity.